UGGCUUUAAAUUAAACUUAUGAACCGGCCGAUUCCGAUUCUUAACGUUACCAAUUUCAGAUUUCCUGGCGAUAAAUUCCGGUAGUCUGAAUUUCUUGAUGGAGACUGUUUCUGUCAAUUCACCCAUACAAGCUUUCCCCAGUUCAAAGCACAGGUCAAGAAGAGGCUUCACCACAAAGCAUCCACAGAAUUAUGGGAUGAAUUUCAGUCCCGACACUGCCGCCGCAAAUCUCCGAUCUACUCCAAGAAGCCGCCACGCCGUCAGUGACAUCUCCUCAGUCACCACAGACCCGGUUCAGGCGGAACUUACUUGGCAAAUUGUGGUUGGCGCUUUAGCUGGUGUUACGCCUUUUGUGGUGGCUGGAGUUGAAUUCAGUAAGAGAAUUGUGGCACAGAGGAAAUGUAAGGUAUGUGGAGGUUCGGGACUUGUUUUGAGGGAUAAGAAGUACUACUUCCGAUGCCCAGGUUGUGGAGGUUUUCUACCAUGGCAAUCAUGGAGGAGAUUCUUUACUGGUUAAAAAGUAAAAGUACUUUUUACGCAUAAGGAACAUGGAAAAGUGAAUGUAAUAUGCUAUUCUUUAAUGCAAUGUUACCAUAAAAUAAGCUUAUUCCUAUAAUUCAAUGAUAGAUUUGAAGAAACCAAACAUUAUAUUUACUGUCAACUGUUGUAUCUAGACACAGAUUCUACUGUUCUGCAUCUCCAAAUCUGAAUCGUAAAGUCCGUUAUUUCAAUU
Olea europaea var. sylvestris is the source of this 733-nucleotide messenger RNA. RefSeq lists its product as uncharacterized. The record is from RefSeq and is a predicted model, not a curated record. The transcript is spliced from 4 exons. Bases 98 to 517 code for a protein of 139 amino acids. Lineage: Eukaryota; Viridiplantae; Streptophyta; Magnoliopsida; Lamiales; Oleaceae.